AUAACGCAAUUCCAACGAUGUGUUUGCCGGGUAAAAGUACAAACGUUGCUGAAACAUGUUUAAAUAUGGAUAUCAACACUGAAACAGUAAACAACUUAGAAGACAAAACAAAUUAUGAAGAUAUGUCAGAUAAUGUGUUAGCAAAGGAUAUAGAAGAAAUAGAAUCAACUAUUAAUAUUGCCGAAUCAUUUACCGAAUUGACAAGAAACAUCCAUAAUGAAGAAACAGAAAAUUCAGUCUCGAUAAUGUCAACACCCAUUUCACAAGCAGUUAUACCCGUGCCAUUAAACACAGUUGACGUUGAAAAAGUUGACGUGGAAGAAGCUGAUAGAAAAAUUCAGAAAGCUAUGUCAGAAUCAAGAACAGCAAAAUUGAAGCUUCUUCGAGCGAACAAGAUAAUUAAUAAACUUAUGAAAUCAAAGGAAAUGUUGUUAAAACGUGUUAGACGGCUGACAUGUAAAAAAGAGAAAUUAAUAAAAGAAAUGUGUCAUUUGAAACAAAGCAAGAACUUGGAACAAGUGUUUAAUGACGAUCAAAUUGAGACUGUCUGUAGGCCACGUGGACGAGUUGACAGAUGGUCUAAUGAUACUAUCCGAAAAGCCCUUACAUUG
This is a messenger RNA of Trachymyrmex cornetzi, 611 nucleotides long. RefSeq lists its product as uncharacterized. The annotation marks the transcript as partial. The transcript is spliced from 2 exons. The record is from RefSeq and is a predicted model, not a curated record. NCBI's taxonomy places the organism in Eukaryota, Metazoa, Arthropoda, Insecta, Hymenoptera, Formicidae.